AUGAUAGCCUUUCACCUUCACACACUUAAAGGUUCGAUAGAUUUAAAAGCUGGUCCCGAAACCGUCCUUUUCGAAUUGUUUACACGGAACAAUCCGGACGUAGCACAAAUUCUUCAAGUGGAUGACAAUGCCCUCCUGGAACAGUCGAAUUACAAUAGCAGUCUUCCAACUAAAAUUUUUGCACACGGAUGGGUUGGAUUUCCAGAUCAAGGCUAUUCUUCCAAAAAUGAAUACCUGUUGCGAGAGGACUGUAAUUUUAUUUCGGUGGACUGGUCUGUGCUAGCUUCCGGAGAUUAUACUUUUGUCGCCAUCAAUAAUGUUCCUGUUGCUGGGGCUGCUACUGGAGCCUUCGUGGAUUUUCUCGUUAGCCAAGGAGCACCAUUGACCUCGUUUCAUCUUAUUGGAUUCAGCAUGGGGGCCCACGUCGUAGGCAAUGCUGGAGGGCUUUUAGUUUCUGGAAAACUCCCCAGGAUUACCGGUCUGGAUCCGGCGGCAAAUGACUUUCCUUUGGAAUCCUUGGACACUCGUCUUGAUGCAACCGAUGCGUUCUUUGUAGAUGUGAUUCACACUAGCAGUGUUGCCUUUAUUAAUGCAACAGGACACGCUGAUUUUUAUCCCAACGGCGGAGUUCUUCAGCCCGGUUGCCCAGUUCCUGAUUCUGAAUGUUGCAAUCAUUGCCGUGUUGUGGAUUUGUAUGCCGAAUCCAUCAACACUCCGUUGGGCUUCAAUGCAUUUUCGUGCGAUUCCUGGGAAAAUUACCAAAGUGGUUACUGUAACCAGAACGCUCAGGCACAAAUGGGGGAGCGUGUUUCAGUCAAAAGAUUCGAUUAUUGUGUUUGUUCGACUUUGCCGUUGUUUAGUGCGCAGGGUCUUUAUUACUUAGCCACAAACAGCCAAUCGCCGUAUGCACAAGGAUAA
Messenger RNA from Daphnia magna, 918 nucleotides. Its product is annotated as inactive pancreatic lipase-related protein 1-like. The record is from RefSeq and is a predicted model, not a curated record. Lineage: Eukaryota; Metazoa; Arthropoda; Branchiopoda; Diplostraca; Daphniidae. The transcript is spliced from 8 exons. Bases 1 to 918 code for a protein of 305 amino acids. Gene Ontology annotation, molecular function: lipase activity. Gene Ontology annotation, biological process: lipid metabolic process.